This is a messenger RNA of Gryllus bimaculatus (two-spotted cricket), 1299 nucleotides long. The record is from the annotation of a GenBank genome assembly. Lineage: Eukaryota; Metazoa; Arthropoda; Insecta; Orthoptera; Gryllidae.
GAUGGAAGCGGCCACUCCCGAAGUGCCGGAGCUCCUUGAAGGGCAAGUGCAGCAGCUGGUCAGCGACGUCGGGGAGCUGCGCCAGGAGGUGAAGAGCCUGCGCGCGUGGCAGCUGCGCGUGUCCUCUCUGGAGCAAGCGAUCGAGAAGGCCGUGGUCACCACCAUGCCCAAGCUGGACCUGCUGCUGGCCCGCGUGAACGUGACGGACGUGGACGGCGCCACGGCCCUGGCGCUGGCCACCGCCGCGGGCCAGACGGACAUGGUGGCGUUCCUGCUCAGCAAGGGCGCCACGCCCACCACCUGCAACAAGAAGGACGAGGCGCCCGUGCUGCUGGCGGCGGCGGGCGGCCACGCCGACAUCGUCGGGCUGCUGCUCAAGAACGGCGCCUUCGUGGACGCCAGCGACAAGGAGGGCCGCACGCCGCUGACGGUGGCGGCCAAGGCCGGCCACUGGCACAUCGUGGAGCGGCUGCUGCAGAGCAACGCGUGCGCCACCACGUGCAAGGAGCCGCAGCUGUCCGCGCUGGCGCUGGCCGCCCGCGAGGGCAACGUGGCCAUGGUGCGCGACCUGCUGCGCCGCGGCGCCAAGGCCGACCUCGCGCAGGUGGAGGAGGCCCUCAAGAAGGCCAAGAACGCCGCCGUCGUGUGGGCCCUGCUCGAGGUGACGGAGGAGGCGGAGAACACGUACUUCGCCAACGUGGCGCUGCUGUGGGCGGCGCACGAGGGCCGCUACGAGGCGCUGCAGUCGCUGCUGGAGUCCGGCGUGGACGUGAACAAGGACACGGACGAGGACGGCGCGAGCGCGCUCUACUACGCGGCGCAGAGCGGCCACACGGCGUGCGUGGCGGAGCUGCUGCGGCGCGGCGCCGACGCCAACCUCAAGUGCAAGAAGGGCGAGAGCCCGCUGCACCGCUCGUCGGCCUACGGCCACGUGGAGUGCGUGCGCGUGCUGCUGGCCGCCGGCGCCGACAAGGCCGCCAAGAACGACAACAACAAGACGGCGCUCGACAUCGCCGGCUCCGAGACGGUGCGCGCGCUGCUGCGGACGGAGUCGUGAGGGUGGCGCGUUGGUGAGGUUAGGGUGCGAGGCGCCUUUCUCGCCACUGGGGGAUUGCUGUACUUGGACCAAGUUACAACGUAACUCUUCAUCAAAGUGGUGUACAUUAGUAUAAACACCAUGAAAUAUUAGAAAGUUUUAGGGGGACGUUUCACAGGAUUGGGAUGUUACUUUGUGAACAGAAACGAAAUAGUAUACUCCUCAACUCUUAGUUAUUUACUGCUACUAUUCUCAUGAAUAGU